Trametes versicolor FP-101664 SS1 is the source of this 3053-nucleotide messenger RNA. Its product is annotated as composite domain of metallo-dependent hydrolase. Gene Ontology annotation, molecular function: allantoinase activity. NCBI's taxonomy places the organism in Eukaryota, Fungi, Basidiomycota, Agaricomycetes, Polyporales, Polyporaceae. The record is from RefSeq and is a predicted model, not a curated record. Gene Ontology annotation, biological process: purine nucleobase catabolic process. The coding region runs from base 73 to 3006 and encodes 977 amino acids. The transcript has 19 exons. Gene Ontology annotation, cellular component: cytoplasm.
CGCACUCAGUGUCGCAGCUUGCUCUCUGCCACACUGUUGAACAUCUGAGCUUUUAGCUGGGGAGCGCUGAUCAUGGAUAUCAUGAACGCGUCCUCGAAAUCCCGGACUAGGCACUUAAACUCCAGGCUGCUCCCACAGCCAGCGGGCACUGCUGCGACCGGAGCUACCGAUGCUCCAAGAUACCCUAGACCCCUGGCGUCCAAGGCAUACAGCGUCCUGCUUUCUGUCGUCGCUCUUCUGCUCGCCGGCCAACUCUUUCGCCUCGUUCUCGGGCCUAGCACGGGACACUUCACUGACGCCUCGAGGAACGCUCCGCCCGCGCACGCUGCCAACGCAUUGCACAAGUGCAGCCUGCUGGAGGUUGAGAGCGGACCUCCUGCAGAAUUUGGGUCCCGCAAACGGUCUGAUCGCGCUGUUACUGGAACGAAAGCAACUUUGAUAACCAACGCUGCGAUAUGGACCGGACGCGACGAAGGGCGCGAGGUCCUUAAGGGCGACAUCCUCCUCGAUCAGGGGUUGAUCAAGUGGAUAGGCCAUGUCGACGAACAUCUGCUCGACCAGUACCAGGACCUCGAUCGCGUCGAUGCCCGUGGACGAUGGGUCACGCCCGGCAUCGUCGAUAUGCACAGCCACCUAGGUGUCAAUUCCGCGCCGAGUUUGCGUGGGGCGAGCGAUGGAAACUCUCGCAAGGGUCCCAUCCUCCCAUGGCUACGUGCUCUCGAUGGCCUAAACACCCAUGACGAAGCUUACAGGCUGAGCGUAUCUGGCGGCGUCACGACCGCGCUCGUACUUCCAGGGUCUGCCAACGCGAUAGGCGGACAAGGCGCUGUAAUCAAGCUUCGCCCUCCCACCGACCGCUCGCCCACUGGAAUGUUGCUCGAGAGCCCGUACGAGACCAACACGACCGUAUAUGACCCCACCACCCACUUCCGCUUCCGACAGAUGAAACAUGCGUGUGGCGAGAAUCCAGGACGCGUCUACUCGGGAACGCGUAUGGAUACCGUGUGGGCAUUCCGACAGGGCUACGAGAAGGCCCGUCAGAUCAGAGAUGCGCAGGACGCCUAUUGCGUGAAGGCACGGGAUGGACAGUGGACUGGCCUUGGCGAGUUUCCCGAAGAUUUGCAGUGGGAGGCUCUCGUAGACGUCUUGAGAGGACGCGUUAAGGUCCAUACGCACUGUUACGAGACAGUCGACCUGGACGAUCUCGUCAGGAUCUCGAACGAGUUCAAGUUCCCGAUCGCCGCGUUCCACCACGCUCACGAAACCUAUCUGGUCACAGACACCCUCAAGUCUGCAUACGGCAAGCCACCUGCUGCUGCUCUGUUCGCUACCCAUUCACGUUACAAGCGCGAGUCAUACCGCGGCUCCGAGUUCGCGCCGAGGAUCCUCGCGGACGCGGGCAUCCAGGUCGUCAUGAAGUCGGAUCAUCCCGUACUUGACUCGCGUUUCCUCCUUUUCGAGGCGCAGCAAGCGUAUUACUACGGCCUCCCGCAUAACCUCGCACUGUCUGCUGUGACCGCUACGCCAGCGACGAUCCUUGGACUUGAUCACCGUAUCGGGUUCCUUGAAGAAGGAUACGAUGCCGACAUCGUCCUGUGGGACAGCCAUCCCCUCGCCCUGGGCGCCACCCCACAGCAAGUCUGGAUCGACGGCGUCCCCCAGCUCGCAACCCCACACACCGCCGACAAGCCCGCGCACUUCCAACGCCUCCCCCAGACGCCGAACUUCGACAAGGAGGCCAAAGAGGCUUUGAAGUACGAAGGCCUGCCGCCGCUCGGACCAAAGGCCUCCGUGUCGCACACCGUCGUGUUCGCGAACGCGAGCACCGUGUUCCUGCGCGACCCUAGGGGCUCAACGGGGAUAAAGCAGAUCGUGUCCGCUGACAGCCCAGAUGCUCCGCUAAGCAUCGUCGUGAAGGAAGGAAAGAUUGUGUGUGUCGGCUCGGCGACGAGCGAAUGCGCGCGCUCCGUGCUGCAAGACUCCGCGAAGGUCGAGUACGUCGACCUCGAGGGCGGCUCGAUCGCCCCGGGGCUUACGACAUUCGGCUCUCCGCUCGGCCUGGAGGAGAUCAUGGGCGAAGUAUCCACCAAGGAUGGAUACGUGCUCGAUCCUCUGCAAGAUGCUGUCCCCAAGGUAGUCGGAGGAAACGGCGCACUCAUCCACGCAAUCGACGGGUUGCAGUUCGGCACUCGCCACGCCCUCAUCGCGUACCGCGCGGGCGUCACCACGGGCAUCGUUGCGCCCGCCAGUGGCGGGUUCCUCUCUGGGGUCAGCACCGCGUUCUCCCUCGCCGCGCCGCACAAGCUCGCGGACGGGGCGAUCGUCCAAGAGUCGGGCGCGGUGCACGUCGCGAUCCAUCCCAUGGGUGUGCCGAGCGUGAGCACCCAGAUCGCCGCGCUCCGCCGUCUCCUGCUGCAUCCGUCCGAGGGCGAGGCCGGAGUGUGGUUCGACAAAGUCAAGAACGGCGAGGUGUCACUCGUCGUGGAGGUCGAGAGCGCAGACAUCAUCGCGACGCUCAUCAGUCUCAAGUCCGAAGUCGAGCACGCGCUCGGCACGCAGCUCAAGCUCACGCUCGUCGGCGCGCGCGAGGCGCACCUCCUCGCCUCUGAGCUCUACGCGGCCGACAUCGGCGUCAUCCUCUCGCCCUCGCGGCCGUACCCGUCUCCCUGGGAGGCACGCAGGAUACUUCCUGGCCCGCCGUUGUCCGAGAAGAACGCGGUGCGCGUGCUGCUGGAGCACGGAGUCACCGUCGGUCUGGGGGUGAGCGUCGCGGACAAGGUGCUCAACACGCGCUUCGACGCUGCCUGGGCGGCACUGGAGGCCGACGGGGCUAUCUCGAAGGAGGAGGCGAUCGCACUCGUAUCGACCAACAUCGAGAAGCUGCUCGGGAUCAGCAAGGGCGAGGGAUACGGAGAUAUUGUAGCUACACGUGGUGGUGAUAUUCUCGGGUAUAGCAAGGUGGUGGGUGUCGUAUCUCCCAGCCGGGGGGUCGUCGACAUGUUGUAAACUGAUAGGCACGGGGAUGAUGCUACGCCCAAUGCAUUGUAUAUGGC